Messenger RNA from Entamoeba invadens IP1, 578 nucleotides. RefSeq lists its product as hypothetical. The record is from RefSeq and is a predicted model, not a curated record. The transcript has a single exon. The annotation marks the transcript as partial. NCBI's taxonomy places the organism in Eukaryota, Evosea, Mastigamoebida, Endamoebidae.
AUGUCUCUCCAUAGAAGUGUCUUUAUCCGCCGUCCUUUGGUAGAGGAGGCGAAGAAUGUAUAUACCAUCCGCACAACAAAUCCUCAACAACAAAAAAGUAUAGAAGCACUCGAGGCGAAGCGUGAGAGUCGAAACAGGGAUGCGGCGCAGCAAUCGUUUCUCAUAGGUGUAGCGAAGACGAUGGGGAUGACCGUCACCCUCCACCGGUUAUUGAAGAAAGGUACAACGUCUUCCCAGAUCUUUCUAGUCGAGUCCAUUGCUUUAAACGGACGGACACUCUUCUCUGAAAAGGACCUUCCUGUCCUUCAAGAAAGUUCACAAGACAGAAAACGGCGAAUGGUUGAUUGUUUGACGAACGACGCGUUUAUUAAUAUUCUGCAAGAGACGGGGAAGAUAAGCUUCUUUGAGAGAAAAGGACGGACCAAAGAUGCUGAGCAAAAUCCACUUGUCUUAGUCGACAAGAACUUCUUGGCAAUGAACCUUUGGACUAAUUUGAAAUUCACACGACUGUCGUUAGUGAUAGUGGACAACAUGAGAUUUCUCCCGAUCGAUAUUCUUAAGGAGGGGUUGGCUAUUAA